This is a messenger RNA of Perca fluviatilis (European perch), 2683 nucleotides long. Its product is annotated as zinc finger protein 665-like. Gene Ontology annotation, biological process: negative regulation of transcription by RNA polymerase II; regulation of immune system process; regulation of cytokine production. The transcript has 7 exons. Lineage: Eukaryota; Metazoa; Chordata; Actinopteri; Perciformes; Percidae. Bases 91 to 2520 code for a protein of 809 amino acids. The record is from RefSeq and is a predicted model, not a curated record.
GAUAGUAUCGAUAUUUAGAUCGAUACGCCCAGCCCUACUGCUGAUCUUAUUGGACCGUUUUAGGAGACAGAGCUCGAGGACAAGAGAGGAAUGGAGGAGGACAACCACAACCAGGAGCAGCGAAGCAACAAGGUCCCCAGAAGACCAGCAGCAGACUGGGACUCUGAUACCAACGAGGUCCCCAGGAGACCAGCAGCAGACUGGGACUCUGAUACCAACGAGGUCCCCAGGAGACCAGCAGCAGACUGGGACUCUGAUACCAACGAGGUCCCCAGGAGACCAGCAGCAGACUGGGACUCUGAUACCAACGAGGUCCCCAGGAGACCAGCAGCAGACUCGGACUCUGAUAACAGCCAUGUUCAGAAAAGGAGAGGAGGAAAGGGACCCAAACGUCACCAAUGUCAACACUGUGACAAAUCCUUCACAACAUCUGAAUAUUUAAAGAUUCAUCAGAGAAUUCACACUGGAGACAAACCUUACAGCUGUGAUCAAUGUGGGGCAGCUUUCACAAUACAGAGUUGCCUAAAAAACCAUCAACGCAUUCACACUGGAGAUAAACCUUACAGCUGUGAUCAAUGUGGGGCAGCAUUCAUACAACAGAGUACCCUAAAAAGCCAUCAACGCAUUCACACUGGAGAUAAACCUUACAGCUGUGAUCAAUGUGGGGCAGCUUUCGCACGACAGAAUACCCUAAACAGACAUCAACACAUUCACACUGGAUAUAAACCUUACAGCUGUGAUCAAUGUGGAGCAGCUUUCCCACGACAGGGUUCCCUAAAAAGCCAUCAACGCAUUCACACUGGAGAUAAACCUUACAGCUGUGAUCAAUGUGGUAAAACCUUUUCUUGUAGUAGUGAGCUAGUAAGCCACCGACGUGGUCACACUGGAGAGAAGCCAUACUGGUGUGAACAAUGUGGAAAAAUGUUUUCUGAGAGUGGUAGCCUUAAAACUCACCAGCGCAUUCACACUGGAGAGAAGCCAUACUGGUGUGAACAAUGUGGAAAAAUGUUUUCUCGGAGUGGUAGCCUUAAAUCUCACCAGCGCAUUCACACUGGAGAGAAGCCGUACUGGUGUGAACAAUGUGGGAAAACCUUUUCUCAGAGUAGUAACCUUAAAUCUCACCAGCGCCUUCACACUGCCUCGUACUCCUCCGUCUUCUUCAUGCACAGCUCCUUGUUCCUCACACCACCAUCAGUGUCUAGACUCCAAUGUCCCCCCAUGAUCGCUCCGGCCCUCGCCGCUGCUGCCUGCUCCGGCCCUCGCUGCUGCCCGCUGGUCAAACUAACCUGUACGGCGUUCAUCUCUCCCCCGCCCACCGAGGGCCGGUGGUCUACUACAUCUCCCAGUGUCCCAGGUCGCCGGCAGAUUCCGUCUGCAAAAACCAACUUCCCCGCCCCCAGACUCGCUGCUGCUGCUUCUUCUUCUUCUGAUUUUGGCAGUAUAGACGCUGUUAAGCGUAUUCCUGCCCUCCAAAGAAUCCAGAGCGAGUCCAGCAGCCCCAGUGGAGAUCUGAGAGGAAUGGAGGAGGACAACCAGAACCAGGAGCAGCAGAGCAACCAGAUCCCCAGGAGACCAGCAGCAGACUCAGACUCUGAGACCAACGAGGUCCCCAGGAGACCAGCAGCAGACUGGGACUCUGAGACCAACGAGGUCCCCAGGAGAUCAGCAGCAGACUGGGACUCUGAGACCAACGAGGUCCCCAGGAGACCAGCAGCAGACUGGGACUCUGAUACCAAAGAUGUUCAGAAACAGAGAGGAGGAAAGGGACCCAAACGUGACUACUUUGACAAAUCCUUCACAUCAUCUGAAUAUUUCAAGAUUCAUCAGAGAGUUCACACUGAAGACAAACCUUACAGCUGUGAUCAAUGUGGGGCAGCUUUCACACAACAGAGUAAUCUAAAAAUCCAUCAACGCAUUCACACUGGAGACAAGCCGUAUAGCUGUGAUCAAUGUGGGGCAGCUUUUGCACAAAAGGGUAACCUAAAAAACCAUCAACGGAUUCACACUGAAGAAAAGCCGUACAGCUGUGAUCAAUGUGGGAAAAACUUUUGUGAGAGUGGCCACCUUAAAAGACACCAGCGCAUUCACACUGGAGAGAAGCCGCACAGGUGUGAUCAAUGUGGGAAGACUUUUACUGAGAGUAACCACCUUAAAAGACACCAGCGCAUUCACACCGGAGAUAAACCUCACAGCUGUGAUCUGUGUGAGAAAACGUUCAAAACUCCAGAACAUGCCGAAAGCCACCGACGUGUUCACACCGGAGAGAAGCCCUACUGGUGUGAACAAUGUGGGAAAACCUUUUCUCACAAUAGUCACCUUACAACACACAAGCGCAUUCACACGGGAGAGAAGCCGUACAGCUGUGAUCAAUGUGGAAAAACUUUUGCUCAGAGUAGUGACCUUAAAAAACACCAGCGCAUUCACACAGGAGAGAAGCCGUACUGGUGUGAACAAUGUGGAAAAACCUUUGCUCAGAGUAGUAGCCUUUACUCUCACCAGCGCCUUCACACUGCCUCAUAGUGAACAUGUUUCAGAGUAGGGCUGUGCAGUUAAUUGAAAUUUAUGCUAUGUUUACACGUGGCCGGCUAUUUUCAUAAACAUUUCAACCUCUCCGUUUUAAAAAAUAACGUGCACAGCGGUCAGUUUUCAGAAAAGUGUUUGUUUACACGUACCCGUGUAUAUA